This is a messenger RNA of Spirodela intermedia, 6142 nucleotides long. NCBI's taxonomy places the organism in Eukaryota, Viridiplantae, Streptophyta, Magnoliopsida, Alismatales, Araceae. The record is from the annotation of a GenBank genome assembly.
AUGGCUGCUGCGGCUGCUGCGGCUGCUGCUGCUGCUUCGGCGGUGGCGGCGGAGGAGAAGGAGGGGGAGGAGAGGGCAUGGAAGGAGAUGUUGAUGAGGAUGCUUCCUCCGGGGGCGCCUGUUCCGGACGAGGAGCAGCUCGACUACUCGAUAGCGAUGGAGUAUGUCGGCCCUACGGUUCCUCACGACGUCCCCCAAAUCCAUCCCGUGGAUGCACGCUUCCUCAUGGGCCAGUCUGCUUCUUCUCUGGUGUCCGUUCAGGAAUACUUGGCUCCGCAGAGAAGAACCAGUCUCAGCCGGCGGUUGAGCCAGCGGUUCCUUGGUGCUGUGGAGCGGUCGCAGAGACAGGAGAUGAUGGAAUCGGAGGGAGAGGAGGCGUACAGUCCGAGGGCGUCGUCUUCUUCUGUCCAUGAUCAGAGUCCCCCUUCCGGAUCUCCGGCGGAACCUGCGGCGGUGACGUUUAACCAUGUGGAUGAGCCGGGGAGGGAUGAAGAUGAAGUUUCCGAACCAAUUGGUCGGUCCGGUGCCAUCUCUGAGGGCCGGAUCGGGGAGAGGAAGAGAGGAGUAUGCUCCAGGUGUGGGAAGGGGAACGUCUUGAGGGAGAGGGAAGCCUGUCUGGUGUGUGAUUCGAGGUACUGUAGCAAUUGUGUGCUCAAGGCUAUGGGCUCUAUGCCGGAGGGGAGGAAGUGCGUGAGCUGCAUCGGACGCCCGAUCGACGAGUCGAAGAGGUCGAGCCUGGGGAAGAGCUCGAGGAUGCUCUGUAGACUGUGCAGCCCCCUGGAGGUGCGGCAGAUCAUGAAGGCGGAGAAGGAAUGCCCAGCGAACCAGCUGCUUCCGGAGCAGCUGGUUGUGAACGGACGACCACUGAGGCAGGAAGAGCUGGAUGAGAUCCUUGGUUGCCCUAUUCCUCCUCGAAGGUUGAAGCCGGGGCGAUACUGGUACGACAAGGACUCUGGGCUGUGGGGUAAGGUGAGAGAUGGAUUUCUUCGCCUCAUCUCUUUCCCUCUUCUCCCCCCUCCCUCGAAUACCAUCCAAAUUUCAUCCUGAAAGCCUGAUAAAAAUAAAGCGAGCACUUGUUCCCCCUGGUUCCUACAGAGGCAUGAGAAUUUGGAGAAGGCCCGCUAAUCACAGAGAAUCAUCCACUCUCUAGAAAUCGGGGACAAAAAAUCGACCGAUGUUCUUUUCCUCUUUUUUUUUUUUUCUCGAGACAGAAAUAUUUAGCUAGAAUAGAAGCAGGAAAAUAUCAGCCUUUUCUUUAUUCUAUCCUUGUUUUGUCCAGAUAGUUUCCUGAUUGUUCAUCAGUGUUGGAUAGUCUGCUGGCCCCGAAACUGUUUUUACUCGUCUUUUACUUUCUUUGGAGGCUAACUGGUUCUUGUAUGUGUCGGAUUUCAGGAGGGCGAGAAGCCUCAUUUAAUCAUUAGUUCAAAGCUAAAUGUAGGGGGGAAGCUACGGACUGACGCAAGCAACGGCAACACACAGGUGUACAUAAAUGGCCGUGAAAUCACAAAGACAGAGCUCAGAGUAUUGAAGGUGAAUUUUUGUUUGGCCUUAUUUGAUCAAAUUAUGCAUGGCAUAGCUGUGAGGAGCUCAAGCACAGCUGGAGCCAUCGUCUUAUGUAACUUCUUUCACAAACAUUGUCAUGAUACAGUUCUUUUAUUUGUUCGCUAUAAUGCAAUUCAAGCGAGGGCGCCACCACAAAUCUCAUGUUCCUGUACAUCAAAUAGAACUUAUGCGUGGAGCUUUCAUUCCCAACGUGGAUAGAUUCUUGACUCAUAUAUUUGCUUCAUGGGUUCCUUCAAAAUGCCAAAUAAUAUGACUUGGCCAAUCUCGUGUUCCUGUUAAUGUGUGUCAUCGUGGCCUCAUUCCUCAUACAUCAGACGUACUUUAUUUGUGCAGCUUUGCGUUAUUAGCUUUUCUCUGCUCUGUGCAAUCAAAUACUCUCCCAAUAUUUUUGGUUUUUUCAUCUCGAAGGUUUGAAAUCUGGUGAAUUGUAAUUGAUUUCAGCCUCCCCUGUCUCUGACUUUUGUCUAAAUACGCGUUAUGCACGAAAAAGGAAAAGUAAAAGGAAGAGAAGGGAAAAAUAAGUAAAAAAGCGGAAAGGAAUUCGGAGGUUUGGUUGGCAAACAAGCAAGGAAGCAAGGAGCAGAAGAGGGGGAAAUAAUGAAGUGGAAAAAAGGAUGCUGCCAUGCCCUUUUCUGUAUCUUUCGAAGAUUAAACCCAUCACAACCAUUGCUAGGGCCCUUCACUAAUUUUUAGUAUCGUGUUGAUAGCAUGGUCAUACUCACGUUCCUCUGCCAAUUCAUCAAGGGGAGAUCGUCAAGAUGCCAUCAUCUAUAGCAUAGUCUCUUCUCCAAGAGAUGGGGUUUGUCGGUUUGCUGGGUCAACGGCAGAAAACAAGGAAUAAUCGACGGGAAUACAUGAGGAGAAGAAACUGAAUGAAUAUUGCGACUGCUGAAAAAUCAAUUUGAUAUGUGGAAAAAAGUGAACAAGGUCGAGCAUUGCAGAAAUGAAGUAACGUGCUGCAUCUGCACCGGAAAGGGCUGCAGAUGACUUUGUACUAUCACGAAAAACAGGCCUGAAGAAUGUCAUGUGAGAAUAAAGCAUACAGUACUGGAAAAUUGAGAAAGGUCAGAAGUUAGUGAGAGAUUGUAGGUUUAAUCUUUAAUAGUCAGCAAAGUUGUUAUUUAUUUAUAUAUUUGAUUUGUAUUUUAUUAAAUAUGAUUAUAUGAUAAUAGGAUUGACAAGAUACUUUGUUUGAGAAGAGAAGAUUAGUAGCCUAAUCUCCAUUUUGGGGGUUUUAUUGACGUCAUGGUCCGGUUUGGCAUGGGUCCACUAUCAAAUGAGGAUGAAUACCAAGAGCUGUUGGUGAACCCUGUUCAGGAUGCUUUCUGCCCGAAAAUCCCUAGCAGAUUCUCUUGAUAUCAAGCUUCAGAGUACUAGUUUGUAGGCUCAUCUUUGUUCAAACUCUCUGGUGCUUUUUAAAUCUCUGUCCACAUUGCCCAUUGUGUGUUUUUACCCGAUAUUUCUUUCUGUUCAGUUGCUAUCUUCUACUUUCCUAGAACGUGUUCGCAGGUUUUAAGAAGUGAUUGAUUUAUGUUGAACGUUUGAUAUGCAUUUUAUCAUUUAAUUUUCUUUUUCAGUUGGCCAAGGUACAUUGUCCUAGGGAAACUCACUUCUGGCUAUAUGAUGAUGGUUCCUACGAGGAGGAGGGUCAGAAUAAUAUUAAAGGAAACAUUUGGGGAAAGGUACUAUUCAUGUUGUCAUUAUAGCCGAGUAAAAUAAAUCUUGUGCUCAAAAGUUUCUUCCUAGAGUUGUAGAUUGAUUGUUAAAUACUUUUGUUCUUUGCUAGUCAGGCAUCAACUCGUCUCAUUUGUUCUUUAUUCUCAUUGCCAACACCGCCGGGGAAUUCCAAUGGGAUAAGUGAACAUUCGCCUACUUUUUCAACUAGGUCUGUGCCAAUGUAUCAAGUAGGUCAGAAGCUCUUGUUACUUGGUCCAGAAGGCUCAGGAUCCAGCACUAUCUUCAAGCAGGUCUUCUUUUUUCACUCUCAUUUCCCUCAAUUCUAGCUUUUUGCAAUCUACGUAUCUGUUGACUUAUGUGUUAUGAAGUUACACGAGUGAAUGUCGCCCAUCAUUUCGUGGGGUUUCCACUGAUUUUGUGGAUGCAGUUCUCACUUUUCUAACUUGCUAAAUUAAGUGUGAGAAGGAGGGAUUUCCCUGCAAAAUUCUGUAUUGCACAUUGUGCCAUUUCUAAUUUUGUGUUUCAUGUUGAGCUAUUUCUCAAAAGAAUGAUGCGCAUUUGGAGCCAUAAUGCAAUUGACCUGAUGUGAAUUUUAUAAUCUCGAAUCGUGAUUUUUUGGGGAUUUUGAGAGAUUUUACUUGUUAAAGACCGCGAAUGAACCUGUUACUCUCUUGAACAGGCCAAGUUCUUAUACGGAAACAAGUUUUCUCCGGAAGAAUUGCAUGAGAUCAAACUCAUGAUUCAAAGAAACAUGUACAAGUAUCUUGGCACUUUGCUUGAAGGGCGGGAGCGCUUUGAAGAGGAAGCUUUGGAAGGGAAAAACUGUACCAUAGAUGCUGCUGCCUCUGAUGCAAGUACGACUCUCCUUUCAUUUUCUUUGUCCUUCAGUUGUAUUCCCAUCUUCACUACCGUCUAAUGCGAUCUUGGUGGCAUCUUGUUAGAUGCCCAAAUUUCUAGUUCUCAGUUUUACUGAGGUUUCACUUGUUCAUGGAAAUAUUUUCUAUUUUAGUUUAUAAUACUGUAGGACGCUUCUUUUUGUUUCUUUGGUCAGAAUUUAAUUAUCUUUCUUACACGUUCUUGUCAUGCGAGCAUUAAGCUAAUUAGUACUUGAUUCUUAUUUAUAAUUUCUCCAAGUAUUGACACACCUCAUAUGGGCUGAGAGUUUGAGCAAUUCCAGUCUACCCUAAAUGCUCAUGGAUGCAAUGCUACCAUCAUGCAUACUAACAUUCUGAGAAAAAAAACACUCUGAUCAAAUUUAUGGAUAUGGACUUCCGUUAUAUCUGCCUUCCAAUCUCGGAUUGGUUUCUUCAUGUUCUUCAGACCACACUAAGGUCCAUAGUAAAAAAUAUCUUGAAUAGCAGAAAAAAGCAACAUUCAGUGACUUAUUGUUGUCUGUUCAGGGGAUGAUGGGGGGGAAACCAGGCCAUGUAUUUAUUCUAUCAACAAAAGGCUGAAGCAUUUUUCUGACUGGCUUCUGGAGAUCAUGGCUAUGGGCGACUUGGAGGCUUUCUUUCCAGCUGCGACUCGUGAAUAUGCUCCAGUGCUGGAUGAGUUCUGGAAGGAUCCGGCGAUUCGAGAGACAUACAAACGGAAGAAUGAAUUGCACUCCCUUCCUGAUGUUGCCAGCUAUUUUCUCGAUCAGGUAUGUCUAAACCAGAUUCUAGAACUUUUCUGUGGCCGUUGAUUCUACUUAGAUGCCACUCUUUCUAUUUUCUCUGUUUUUUCGUCUUUAUGAUGCUAUAUCAGCCGCACAUUGGUUGACCCGGUUGAUAUCCUGUGGGUAGGAAGCAUCUUCUUUAAUGUGAGAGAUACCGCAGUUGACUAACAGGCAAAUUAAUUAUUUUUCGAAUGCAUCGUUUUUUGGUUUCUCUGUUUUUCUGUUUGAGGGAUGGUGUAGAUUAGUCUCAAAUCGGAUGAACUAGCUAAUCUGUUAGGCAACAGGCAUCUUUAAUGCUAGAUCUCUGCGGUUAUUCCGGAAUAUCCAUUUAAGGAAAGCGUAAGUUGACUUUAUGGGCUGGCACACGUUGACUUAGGUUUCAACCGUCUCCAGGCCAUCGAGAUAUCCAGCAACGACUAUGAACCUUCCGAGAAGGACAUCUUGUACGCCGAGGGGGUCACCCAGUGCAACAGCCUCGCCUUCAUCGAGUUCUCCCUGGACGACCGGAAUCCCCUAUCGGAGCCCUACCCGGACAAGCACGACUGCCCGCCUCCCCUAUCAAGGUCAACUCUCUUCUCGAACUCAAACGCCAAGUCAAACCUCAUGGGUGAAACUGCGCCUAAUGCCCCACCUCCUUUCUCUCUGCCUCUCUCUUUUUGCAGGUACCAGCUGAUCCGGGCCAGCCUGAGGGGCCCGACGGAGGGGUGCAAGUGGCUGGAGAUGUUCGAGGACGCGCGGGCAGUAAUCUUCUGCGUGGCGCUGAGCGACUACGACCAGGUGUUGGCCCGCGGGCCGGGCCAAGCUAGGAACAAGAUGAUGGCUAGCCGGGACCUCUUCGAAGGGGUGGUGCGGCACCCCUCCUUCAGGGGGACCCCCUUCGUGCUGCUGCUCAACAAGUACGACGCCUUUGAGGAGAAGAUCGGCCGGAGCCCGCUGGCCACCUGCGAGUGGUUCAGGGACUUCAGCCCUGUGAGUGCCCAAGGCGGCAGCGGCCAGUCACUCGCGGGGCACGCCUUCUACUACAUCGCCUGUAAAUUCAAGGACCUCUACUUCUCCCUCACCAGGCAGAAGCUCUUUGUGGGGCAGACCCGGGCAAGGGAGCGGGCCACGGUGGACGAGGCCUUCAGGUACAUACGGGAGGUCCUCAAAUGGGAGGACGCCAGGCAGGGGAACCUCUACGGGCUCGCCGAUGAAUCCUUCUUCAGCACCGAUAUCAGCUCCUCCCCUUUCAUCCGCCAGGAGUGA